AUGGGAGAGAAGGCCGUCAGGGUGCCCGAUGGGAGGGCUGAGGGCGGCAGCAGCCACUGGUGCGAGGGGACCCGCCGGGUGGCGAAGCCGCUGUGCCAGGAACGCGCGGGAGGCCCCGGUGUGUUCAUCGCAGCAGGCACACCGCGUGGCGGGGGGGACAAUGAGAGCCGGGCCGUCCAGUACCUUCGGGAGCCGGGGGAUGACAAGUUCAUCCAGAACCGGCUCCAUGUGGGGCUCUCACAGUCCUGUGGAGGAGGCCUCAGCAGCUCAGAGUCUCUUCGCAAAGCCAAGUCCUUUCCCGGCCCCCACCCCUGUCGUUCCCCACCGCCCCCCCAGGACAAGAUGGGAGUCACCGCCGUGUUUGUGCUGCCUCUGCUGCUCCUGGGAAUCAGCGGCCUUCUCUUCAUUUACCAAGAGGUGUCCCGGCUGUGGUCCAAGUCAGCCGUGCAGAACAAGGUUGUUGUGCUCACCGAUGCCAUCUCGGGACUGGGCAAGGUGGUGGACGCAUCCCUGGGCUCCAGCCCCCGGGGCGCACCUGGGAGAGGCGAGGUUCUCACGGAGAAGUGGUACGUGAUGAUGAGCCCUCCGGGCUGCCCCUCCCAAGGAGAGUGUGCUCGGGUGUUCCACACUGGUGGGGCGAGGCUGGUGCUGUGUGGAAAGAACUGGGAGAGGCUGGAGACCCUGUAUGAUGCCCUGAUCUGCGUGGCUGACCCCAGCAAGACAUUCACCCCAAAGCUGGUUCUCCUGGACCUCUCGGACAUCAGCUGUGUCCCAGACGUGGCCAAAGAGAUCCAGGACUGCUACGGCUGUGUGGACAUCCUUAUCAACAAUGCCAGCAUGAAGAUGAAGGGGCCUGCCCAUAAGAUUUCUCUGGAGCUCGACAAGAAGAUCAUGGAUGCUAAUUACUUUGGACCCAUCACACUGACCAAAGCCCUGCUCCCGGACAUGAUCUCCCGGAGGACCGGCCAGAUCGUGCUGGUGAAUAACAUCCAAGGGAAGCUUGGAAUCCCAUUCCGUUCAGCGUACGCCGCCUCCAAGCAUGCGGCUCUAGGCUUCUUCGACUGCCUCCGAGCCGAAGUGGAGGAGUACGACGUGGUGGUCAGCACAGUGAGCCCCACUUUCGUGCGGUAGUACCGCGUGGAUCCAGGCCAAGGGAGCUGGGAGGCGUCCAUCUGGAAAUUCUUUUUCAGGAAGCUCACCUACGGGGUGCACCCCGUGGACGUGGCCGAGGAGGUGAUGCGCACCGUGAGACGGAAGAAACAAGAGGUCUUCAUGGCCAACCCCAUCCCCAAGGCUGCCGUGUACGUCCGCACCUUCUUCCCUGAGUUCUUUUUCGCCGUGGUGGCCUGUGGGGUGAAGGAGAAACUCAACGUCCCAGAGGAGGGCUAACCGCAGAGGCCAUGUGGGUUCCCUCGACGGGAAUAAAGGCUUUCUUGGUGGGUGCUGGUCUUCUGUCUUCUCAACUGGCGCCCAUCACCAGCCGUAUCCCCCCAACCCGCACCCACCUAUGGGAGAUGUUCUUAAUCCCAGUGAGGAUGGCUUGGACACCAGCCCAGCCACUUACAGGUGUCUCCCGCUCAA
Messenger RNA from Hyaena hyaena (striped hyena), 1581 nucleotides. It is a transcript of the gene DHRS7C, whose product is annotated as dehydrogenase/reductase 7C. The record is from RefSeq and is a predicted model, not a curated record. Gene Ontology annotation, cellular component: sarcoplasmic reticulum membrane. Lineage: Eukaryota; Metazoa; Chordata; Mammalia; Carnivora; Hyaenidae. Gene Ontology annotation, molecular function: all-trans-retinol dehydrogenase (NAD+) activity. Gene Ontology annotation, biological process: regulation of release of sequestered calcium ion into cytosol by sarcoplasmic reticulum. The transcript has 9 exons.